Messenger RNA from Magnolia sinica, 919 nucleotides. Its product is annotated as protein neprosin-like. The record is from RefSeq and is a predicted model, not a curated record. Lineage: Eukaryota; Viridiplantae; Streptophyta; Magnoliopsida; Magnoliales; Magnoliaceae. Bases 77 to 919 code for a protein of 280 amino acids. The transcript is spliced from 6 exons.
UCUGAUAUUAGUUUUGAUAGCGAUUUCUCUUCUUUGCUGCGAUGCAAGAAGUAUAUCAAAAGAAGAACAUUUGAAAAUGAAGAGAGAACUCAAGCGUCUCAACAAGCCUGCUGUGGAGAGCAUUCAGACGGAAUAUGGAGAUAUCUUUGAUUGUGUAGACAUUUAUAAGCAACCAGCUUUUGAUCAUCCUUCACUCAAGAAUCACAUAAUUCAGGUUAGUCUCUCUUUCUUUUCAUUUAUAGGCCAUACACCAAGAUUUGCAGUGAUCAGACAAUCCUACUACUCACAUUCCUAUCCAAAAGGGAUGGAGAAUAAACACCCUUCAAAUACAAAUCUAGAGUUUGGGCUCAAGGAAGGUGGGUGUCCAUUUGGGACCAUACCUAUUCGACGGACUACAAUGCAAGACCUAUUAAGAGCUAAAUCUCUCUCUGAUUUUGGUAGAAAGCCUGCAACCGAUGUGACCCAUCAUACAAUAGGCUGCUACAAUCUAUUGUGCCCUGGUUUUGUACAAGUGAGCAAAGAUAUAGCCCUUGGCUCUUUCCUGCGAACUUCUGUCUACAAUGGAGAUCAACAGGAGGAAGUGACCCUGGCAGUAUUUAAGUCCAUCUUCACAAGCUUAGCCGACAAAUCAACUGGAACUGAUUGGGGUGGUGAGACGUGCACACCUGAAGGAAUCAAAAGCCCCCCAAUGGGAAGUGGACAAUUUCCUGAUGAAGGGUUUAAAAAGGCCUCUUAUAUGAGGAGGCUGCAGUAUGUGGACAACACCUACACUUUUAAAGACAUCCCCAACACUUUUAAAGACGUCCCCAAUGAUGGCUUCGUCUAUUCAGAUCUGCAGUGCUACAAGUUGAAUGAUGGUGGCAACUUAGGUGGGUUCUGGGAUAGGAAUUUCUUUUUUGGCGGGCCAGGUGGAUGCUAG